Messenger RNA from Penicillium soppii, 1248 nucleotides. RefSeq lists its product as uncharacterized. Lineage: Eukaryota; Fungi; Ascomycota; Eurotiomycetes; Eurotiales; Aspergillaceae. The transcript has a single exon. The coding region runs from base 1 to 1248 and encodes 415 amino acids. The record is from RefSeq and is a predicted model, not a curated record.
AUGGCAAUGUACUCAACUCGUGGCAUUAGUGGACUAUCAUUCAUGCUAUUGCUUUUGACUCUACUAUCCAGCAUCGGCCCAUCGCAAGCAUUCGGCAAUCUGGAUCUGCUCCCAAGAAGCUCAGAUUCCUGCCCAGCUUCAUACGCAAGUUGUAGCGAUACAAGGCUUCCGGAUGAUUUCUGCUGUCCUUCAGAUACAACAUGUAUUAGCCUCGACAACGCCAGCACCAUCAUGUGCUGUCCCGCCGGGCAAAACUGUGACAACGUAGCACCGAUUUUAUGUGAUAUACAGCAGCAGAAUGUCACCUCCCACCCAAAGAGUGUCAUCAAAACAACGCGGCUAAGUGACAGCCUCGCCAAAUGUGGCGAUGGAUGCUGCCCAUUUGGUUAUAUUUGCACAACAGAAAACGUUUGUGCUCUGGACAAAUCGGCCGUUACAACAGCAACAGCCUCUGUAUCCAGCUCCUCUACAACUACGUCGUCCUCUACAACUACGUCAUCCUCAACAACGACAGUGACCACAACGCCAACAACCCCCCAGGUAACAAUCACAUCUGGGCCCUCUCAGUUAUCUGAAAAGUCCACCAACUCCAUAGCAACAAUUCUAACAGUCUCCCAGGCAACAAUCACACCCGUAUCCUCUCCAUCAGGCAAAGAAUCUACAGACUCCGCAGCCACAGAGCCGUCAAGUACACAUUAUGAAUUUCCAGCAAAAGCCAUAGCCGUAGGCUUCUUCCCAGGCGCCAUAUUUGGUGCCCUCGCCGCCCUUUUAGUACUCCUCUGCGCUCGACGCCGCGCCCACAAAAGCGAAUCCCAAGCCCAAGAACCCACGACGAUACCUCCCAUCGCUCCGACUUGUUCCAAAUGCUCCCAUGAACUAAACGCGCUUCCCUCCAAAGCCCUCUAUGAGCUAAACGCGCUUCCCUCCGAAUCCCUCCAUGAGCUAAACGGGAUUCCCUCCAAAGCCCUCCACGAGCUAAACGCUCUUCCAUCGGUGGACGUUCCGCUGAUCCACCGCUCUAGCGGCCGAACGAGAAGUCUGCUCUCUGGUUAUCCACGCCCAGAUUCAAGACAGGACGAAGAUGUCCCGCCUGUGACUAUGUCUGCUUCGUUGACGAGUGUUAUUGUGAGACCGGUUACAACUUCGACGGAUUUGAUGCAUGUCAGGCCCUCGCAGGAUGGGAGGCCACCUUAUAAGACUCAUGAAAAUUCGAGGCAGAACCCGUUCAGGGAUCCUGACCCUUGGUAG